AUGGGAACAAUAACCUCAGACCUGUACGAACAGCGUAUGCCGCGGUGCGAGACUGAGGCUGAGAGGUUGGAUGAGCAAUAUUCCCUGCAUGGGUUGAACCUUGGCUACGACCUGCAUCCCACCAUUGUCAAACGGCUCCCUCCUGGCGCGCGGAUUGCCGAUAUAGCGACAGGAACUGGGAUAUUCUUACGCCAAAUCGCACCAAUCUUUCCUAAAGCAGCCCUUCAUGGCUAUGACAUCUCUCCCGCUUUGUUCCCACCCAAUUCCACCCUCGAGGCAAACAUCGAUCUCCGCGUUCUGGAUGCAAAACAUCCAAUUCCGAGCGAACUGAUCGGAUAUUACGAUGUAGUUCACGUCCGCAAUAUCUCAAUGGGCCUCAUGCCCGACGAGUGGCCAGCCCUAGUUACUAACUUGGUAACCCUCCUCAAACCUGGCGGUGUGCUGCAGUGGGUGGAAUGCGACGCUCUGCACGUUCAGCAUCUAGGCACAGACGCCGAUUCUACCACAGGCACACUAGAGAUCAUAUACGACAUGAACCGUGCACUGGUACAGCCGCGAUUUGAAGGUGGUUGGACCUCCUUGCCGGGUAUUAUGGACAAAUUGAACUUGGUUGAUAUUGAGCAUCAUGUUGUUGGCACUGAUAGAGUUCCGGAGACGAGGCCAAAGUUGACAGCCAAUAGUAUGAUCUUUUCGUUUUUAACUGCGCGUGGGGGAAAGGGGGUCAUGGGUUAA
Molecule: messenger RNA, 732 nt
Organism: Penicillium robsamsonii
Lineage: Eukaryota; Fungi; Ascomycota; Eurotiomycetes; Eurotiales; Aspergillaceae
Product: class I SAM-dependent methyltransferase
Exons: 3
Coding region: 1-732 (243 amino acids)
Source: RefSeq, a predicted model, not a curated record